Messenger RNA from Dama dama (fallow deer), 612 nucleotides. Its product is annotated as large ribosomal subunit protein uL23-like. The record is from RefSeq and is a predicted model, not a curated record. The coding region runs from base 1 to 465 and encodes 154 amino acids. Lineage: Eukaryota; Metazoa; Chordata; Mammalia; Artiodactyla; Cervidae. Gene Ontology annotation, biological process: ribosomal large subunit assembly; translation. The transcript is spliced from 2 exons. Gene Ontology annotation, cellular component: cytosolic large ribosomal subunit; ribosome. Gene Ontology annotation, molecular function: structural constituent of ribosome.
AUGCACUCGCUAUGGCUCCCAAAGGCCUAUAUACAGCUAGAAGCCAAAGCAAAGGCUUUGAAGGCCAAGAAAGCAGUGUUGAAAGGUGUCCACAGCCACAAGAAAAAGAAGAUCCGGAGGUCACCCACCUUCCAGCGGCCCAAAACACUGCGACUCAGGAGGCAGCCCAAAUAUCCUCGGAAGAGCGCCCCUAGGAGAAACAAACUUGACCACUAUGCCAUCAUCAAACUCCCCCUCACCAUCCAGUCAGCCAUGAAGAAAACAGAAGACAACAAUACACUGGUAUUCAUUGUGGAUGUCAAGGCCAACAAGCACCAAACUAGACAGGCUGUGAAGAAGCUCUAUGACAUUGACGUGGCUAAGGUCAAUACUCUGAUCAGGCCUGAUGGAGAGAAGAAGGCAUAUGUUCGACUGGCUCCUGACUAUGAUGCUUUGGAUGCUGCCAACAAAAUUGGGAUCAUCUAAACUGAGUCCAGCUGGCUAAUUCCAAAUAUAAAAGUUUUCACUAUGUAAAAAAAAUAAAAUAAAAUAAGAUAUACAGCUAAAUGAGAAAAGGAAGGUGGGGGAAAGUAUGUGUGGUCCAUUAUCAUCUAACAAAAAGGUUUUAUAUAU